UAUAGAGGACUACACGUGUUGAACUAACCUCAAAAAAUAACAAACUUGAAGAUAAAAAUAUAUGUGUAUUGUUGGAAAAAAAAUUGCUUUUUAAUUUUUUUUAUAAAGAAAACAAGUAAAUUUAUUAUAUUUGUUAUAAAAAUGCCGAAAAUACGUACCGAAAAGAAAUCUCGUGUGCACAAGGAGGUUACAAGACAAGGUAUUCAAUUUAAUAAGGAUUUUGGUCAACAUAUUUUAAAAAAUCCACUUAUUAUACAAAACAUGGUUGAAAAAGCUGCUAUUAGACCAACUGAUGUUAUAUUAGAAAUUGGUCCUGGUACUGGAAAUAUGACUGUUAAAAUGUUAGAUAAAGCAAAAAAAGUAAUAGCAUGUGAAUUGGAUCCAAGAAUGGUUGCGGAAUUGCAAAAACGUGUUCAAGGAACACCUUAUCAAUCAAAAUUACAAAUAAUCGUGGGAAACGUAUUGAAAAUAGAUUUGCCAUUUUUUGAUUUGUGCAUUGCUAAUAUUCCUUAUCAAAUUUCAUCUCCAUUAGUUUUCAAAUUACUUUUGCAUCGACCUAUAUUUAGGUGUGCAAUACUUAUGUUUCAAAGAGAAUUUGCAGAACGUUUGGUUGCACAACCAGGUGACAAAUUAUAUUGUCGUCUCAGUAUUAAUACACAACUUUUAGCACGCGUAGAUAUGUUAAUGAAAGUUGGAAAGAAUAAUUUUAGACCACCACCAAAAGUAGAAUCUAAUGUAGUUAGAAUAGAACCACGAAAUCCACCACCACCGAUUAAUUAUACGGAAUGGGAUGGAUUAACAAGGAUUGCAUUUGUUAGAAAGAAUAAAACACUUGCUGCGGCAUUUAAACAAACAACUGUAACAACAAUGUUAGAAAAAAAUUAUAAAAUUCAUUGUAGCUUACACAAUAAGACUGUACCAGAAGAUUUUGAUAUAAAACAAAUAAUAAGUAGAAUAUUGGUAAAUGUUAAAGCAGAAGAAAAGCGAGCUAGGACUAUGGAUAUUGAUGAUUUUAUCAGUCUUUUACAUGCAUUCAAUGCUGAAGGAAUUCAUUUUACAUGAAUAAAAA
Messenger RNA from Polistes dominula (European paper wasp), 1069 nucleotides. Its product is annotated as putative dimethyladenosine transferase. NCBI's taxonomy places the organism in Eukaryota, Metazoa, Arthropoda, Insecta, Hymenoptera, Vespidae. Gene Ontology annotation, biological process: rRNA methylation. Gene Ontology annotation, molecular function: rRNA (adenine-N6,N6-)-dimethyltransferase activity. Gene Ontology annotation, cellular component: nucleolus. The record is from RefSeq and is a predicted model, not a curated record.